AUGUUUAGUGGCAGAAACCAUCGACCAAGUGACAGUUUUUCAUCUCGUUAUGGUACCAGCAAGUCCACCAAGCCUCCCAAAUCAUCUUUUCGAGAGCACUCUGUCUCUCGAGGGCUGCAAAGAGCCGACUCUGUCAAAUCAACCAGACAAGAGCAUGUUCAACCGAGCACGGCAGCAGGCAGUACUCUGAACUCUGCCAUCAUCACGAUCUGCGUCGGAAGCGAGCAGAGAAUCUUUGCUGGUCAUGAGGAUGUCCUCCGCCGGUCCUCCUUUUUCGAAGCCGCAGUCAAGAGCCAAUUCUUUGACAACAAGGAGAGGAGAAUCAACCUGCCUGAGGAACAUCCUGAGAUACUCUCUGCUGUCCUGGAAUUUCUCUACAAGGGAGACUACUAUCCAAAGCUCCUACAUAACAAAAGGAAGGACACCUGGGAACUGGAAGAUGUGGGGAACGAUACCAAGACCACCAUCUAUCAUCCAGUAGCCAAGCAUAUCCUGAUGAGAGACACUGUCAUCUACUGUUCAGCUCAGCUAUAUGGUCUUGAAGAGCUCAAGCGCCUUGCCCUCCGCAAACAAGGCCUGCGACAAGGUAUGCAGAUCUCAACCAUCCUGGCGUCAGCUCGCUGGGCAUAUGAGCAUACUCCCGAUACCGACUCGAAGCUUCGAGCUCAGUACCUCACUCUCAUCAUCCGCAGUCGGAACAACUUCAAGAAGAGCGGAACGAUGAAGGUCGAGAUGCAACAGGGCGGCACCUUGUUCUUCGAUUUGUUUGUGGCCAUGUGCAACCAUAUUGACGACCUCAAAACGGUGCGUUCGCCAUUUGCCUCACCCUUUACUCGCUAG
Exophiala aquamarina CBS 119918 is the source of this 840-nucleotide messenger RNA. RefSeq lists its product as uncharacterized. Gene Ontology annotation, molecular function: protein binding. The record is from RefSeq and is a predicted model, not a curated record. Lineage: Eukaryota; Fungi; Ascomycota; Eurotiomycetes; Chaetothyriales; Herpotrichiellaceae. The transcript is spliced from 4 exons. The coding region runs from base 1 to 840 and encodes 279 amino acids.